AGGGGGGCUAUUUCCGAUGAAAUGAUAAAAAUUUGGUGGUUUGGUUUUCGUGUGAGUUAGUAUCCUUUCAAGCCAAGCGAAGCUGUCACUAACCUGAAGAAAGUGUUCUCCCUUCCUGAUCGAGUGAAUGUGAAGGAGCUAAGCUAAGGCGCUGUCAAGCUGUAAGAGGUCACCGCAAACUCUCGUCAUAUUUUAGGGUGUUUGCACAAAAGGCAAAGCGGAGAUGGUUCACAAGAUUUUCAUUAUCCUGGCAGCAGUGCAGUGUCUACACAAACUGGAGUUCACUCUUGCAGGAAACAUGAAACUUGGUGAACUUCAACACCCUUGUGCAAAGGUGGCCCGUUCGGGCGGUGUGUUUGGUUGGCGAGGCAAUAGGGUUCGAUGUAUUUUCCCCGCGAAAGAGGAGCUACGGAAACAGCUGAUUGAGCUCGGAGGCUAUAAUAAACACUACAUGGCGGUGACUUUGAAAGAAGCGGAGGAAAACUUUGUCAACCUGAUGGACGAAAACAAGAGGCCCUGGUUGUACAAUGAUGACGUUGGUUCAGAUGCAACGCGUAGCAAGCGAUCGACAACUAUACAGUGCUCGGAGGCGGGGAGCGCUAAGUCUUCUGGGUACCUUCGGGCCUGUCGUGUCUGCCAGAAAUUGACCGAAUAUGGUAGGAUACCUUAUAUGGUAAUGAUGUCAAACCCAGUUGACACGAUAUUAUUUAAACAUUAUAUCUAAACAUUUUUUAAACCUGCGUUGUAUGUAUGUAUCUGUAUGGUGAUCUGAUAAUCUGUAACGAAAAGAUAAAGGAGUGAAUAAAGCGUCAAGUCAUAAGGA
Molecule: messenger RNA, 823 nt
Organism: Nematostella vectensis (starlet sea anemone)
Lineage: Eukaryota; Metazoa; Cnidaria; Anthozoa; Actiniaria; Edwardsiidae
Exons: 4
Coding region: 224-724 (166 amino acids)
Source: RefSeq, a predicted model, not a curated record